GGUGCCAAAGGUAAGCUACGUCGGGUGCGUGUCCUCCGCCUGGACACCCGAAAUGAGCAGCCAUGACAUUUGCCUGCUUCUCGGAGCGACUGGCGUCGGAAAAACGUUGUUGAUGAAACGUCUACAGAAGCUUAGUUUGCAUGGACUAGGUGAACUGGGGGAACCUCCUUCUACUCUUCCUACAGUAGGAACCAACCUCACAGACCUGAAACUGAAGAAGAAAAAGAUGACACUAAGAGAGCUGGGAGGCUGCAUGGGCCCGAUAUGGCCAAGUUACUUCAAAGACUGCUCCUCUGUCAUUUUCAUAGUGGACUCAUCCAACAUUGCUCAGGUAUCCUCGUCCUGCAUCCAGCUGCUGUCAGUACUCUCCGCACAGCCUCUGCACAGUGCCUCUGUGCUUAUUCUGUUCAACAAGAGUGACAUGCCAUGCACUAUGAGUCUCAUAGAGAUAAAAUCACUGUUUAGAAUGGAUGACAUCAUUGCAUCCGCUACUCAGCCAAUCACAAUACUGGAAGUCAGCGCCCGCACUGGACAUGGACUUCAGGAGGUGCUGAGCUGGCUGGAGUCCAUCCUAGUCAAGUGAUCAUGGGUGUGUGUGGUUCUACUCUCACAUGACUUUGGAUGAUGACUUCAAGCCUUUUGGCAAGCAAUGUCACUGAGUAUCUCCUCAGUGCGCAAAGACUGUUUUUUUUAUAGUAUUUAAUGAUGUGUUUAGUGGUGGACCCACUGAAAAGCUAUUGCUGUAUUUUUGUUACCAUAUACAUAUGAUGCCUGUUAAUAACGGUAAAUAGGGAAAGAGUUAUAAUUGUGAUAUCGUUGCAGGAGUGAAUGUCUCUAUGUUUGACCAUUUUUACCAUUUGUUAAAUCAACACUGUUGAUCCUACCUCACGCAAAGUAUUAUUUAUAUUGGUUACUUUUACUAAUUCAAUUCUGCACAGAUUAACAACGAACUGCUCGGAUUCAUGACUGGCAACAUAGUGAUCCUCAUGCUCCUCUAAGACAAAAUAAGCUCUUACACAUGUUUUAAUUACUAGUUCAAUGUGAGAAACACAUGAGAGUGAUUACUGCAAGUGAUGCAGCAUAGUGGUAAUGAUCACGACCAGCAGGGGGCA
This is a messenger RNA of Cyclopterus lumpus (lumpfish), 1112 nucleotides long. RefSeq names its product ADP-ribosylation factor-like 16 (gene arl16). The transcript has 5 exons. Gene Ontology annotation, molecular function: GTP binding; GTPase activity. Bases 53 to 583 code for a protein of 176 amino acids. The record is from RefSeq and is a predicted model, not a curated record. Lineage: Eukaryota; Metazoa; Chordata; Actinopteri; Perciformes; Cyclopteridae.